UCUGGCCCUGCCCCGGGGCUCCAGCUCCGCUCCGCGCAUCCCCGGCCGCCCCCGGGGCAGGAUGGUUCCCAUCGUCCUGGAGGUGACCUGCAGCUUUGUCACCUGGCUGUGUCUCUACAGCUGCCUCUGCCACUGGAGCAGGCAGCGUUCCUGCAAGUGGAGCUGUCGCCUGGUCACCCUCCUGCACGGGCUCAUUGUCACCUUCCUCUCCGGCUAUGUCGUGUUCCUGGAUGGCCCCUGGCCUCUGACACAUGCAGGUUCACCAAACACCCCUCUCCAGAUCCAUGUGCUGUCCCUGACCUUGGGCUACUUCAUCUUUGACCUGGGCUGGUGCCUGUACUUCCAGACAGAGGGGGACCUGAUGCUGCUCCACCACACCCUGAGCAUCUGUGGCAUGAUCCUGGUGCUGGGGCUGGGCAAAUCCGCCACGGAAGUGAACGCUGUGGUGUUUGUCAGUGAAAUCACCAACCCCCUGCUCCAGACCCGCUGGUUCCUGCGGGAAAUGGGCUCUUACCACACUUUCCUGGGAAAAGUGGUGGAUUUCCUCUUUGUGCUGCUCUUCCUGGUGCUGCGGAUCGGGGCAGGAGCGUGGAUCAUGUAUGGGAUGGUGACAUCCCCCGAACCCAACUGGCUCCUCAAGGCUGGGGGCCUGGCCAUGUACGUGGUGUCCUUGGGGUUCAUGGUUGAAAUUUGUCGCUUUGUAAGGAGGAAAUUGUGGAAAAAAAGCCCUUCCCUGGACACACAACCUUUCCAGAAGUAGGAGUGCAGCUGUGGGAA
This is a messenger RNA of Pseudopodoces humilis (Tibetan ground-tit), 777 nucleotides long. Its product is annotated as TLC domain-containing protein 5-like. NCBI's taxonomy places the organism in Eukaryota, Metazoa, Chordata, Aves, Passeriformes, Paridae. Gene Ontology annotation, cellular component: membrane. The record is from RefSeq and is a predicted model, not a curated record.